GUAAGAAGAAGAAGAAAGUAUGCUUGGCCACUGUCUGUGCUUGCCCUAAUCGCCUACAGCAGUAGGGGUGAACUUCACAGUGUUAUCUGAUGCAGACUUUGUGAAGCGGACUGCCAGGAAGUCUCAAAAUGCAGAGAAAGAAAAUUACAGUUGCAGCUGUUCUCCUGCUCUGUGCUUUUCACGCACUCUGCUCUGAUGAUGUUGAUAAUCAGAAAUGUGUGUGCAGCUGGGAGUCGGAUUGCUUUCAGGCAGCUGACCACCUGAGUGACUCUGAUCCUGUCAGCCUGAAGUUGUCAGCUGGUAAGAAACUCCUCAUCUCUCUAGAGGGCCUUCCUGAUCAUCCUGUCUGCCAGUGGGAGAGCGAGAAAAGCCCACAGAUGAACAUAACUAGGAGUGUCUCCAUGGUCAUACCAAGACUUGCAAGGAAUGAUUCUGGGAUUUACAAACUGACCUGUAAAAGACAAGAGAAGACCAUUAUCUCAAAAACUGUUGAUCUUCGUAUCCUUGAACGUCCCUCAAAAUCAAAGCUGUCUCUGGAUAAUAUGAAUAUGGCACGCAUGUCUCCUUAUUUUAAAUGCAUCUCUGGUGGUUCUCCAAAGCCCAGUAUUGAAUGGUCUCGUCCAUCCUCAAGGGAUGAGAAAAAAGAUAUUGAUGGUUCAACAGCACAGAGCUCAACCACAACUGCGAACUAUGCAGAGAGUGGAGCGAUGUGUUGUGCCACCAACGAUGAAGGACAAGAAUGCACCCAGCUGUAUGACUUUGACAUAAAUACUGCUUCAAUGAAACCCGAUGAGGUUUCUAGUGUGACCAUAAGUCCCGGUGAGCCUUUGGUGCUUCGCUGCAGAAAAUAUGCUGAUUGUAGUUCUGUGUGGGAACAUGAUGGCAAGGUUUUGGCGGAAACCUGUCCAGAUAAUGAGAUCUGUAUUAAAAAGGACAGACAUGGGAAGAGCUGCAUGCUGUAUGUCUUCAUCAGAUCAGUAACCUCACAACACAACGGCACAUACACCUGCAAAAACUCAGACAGAACUAAAUCUGUGGAUGUUCACGUUACGGCUGAGAGCUUCAUCACCUCCCAGCUGCCUGAUCAGUUUGUGAUAACUCAGAACAGCUCCUGCUUGGCAGCAACUGUUUCCUACCACCCAGUGCUGCAGCACUGCUACUGGGAAGCUCCUGAUGGGAGUUUCACUAAAUGCAUCAGAGACAAGAAAGUGACAAAGCACAGGACUGUGAAGGCCUGUGGACCAUUAAAGUCUGGAGUGUAUAAACUACACCUGGAGGCUGGAGGAAAAAUGGAAACAAAGGAAACAAAUGUUUGUGUUGUAGAGAAACAAGGGUCAUCAAUUAAGAAAACAGAUAAUUACCUUUUUGUUGAGACUGUGAGUGUCUUGCCUGCUAAGUCUACAUGGAUGAUGUUAAGUUUAUCAUCCAGCAACAGCUCUGAAACAAACCCACCCUGGGAAGUGAUUGAGAGGAAGAAUCACUCAGUUUCUGAUGGCUUCUGUAACCAGAAACUCACCAGCAAUGUGAGCACAAUAAAUGUAACGGUUGCAACAAAAUUUAAGUUUUGCUUGACGGACCAAGCUGGGUCCUGGUGCAGUGAGGGAUUUUAUGAGGUUCCAGACCUCAAACCCGAAGCCUCCAUAGCUUAUCAAUCUUAUGACGGUCACUUAUUAAUGCCACUGAAAAUUGGCAUAUUGGCUCUGCUCCUGGCUCUGACAAUAAUCUAAUUUGUGCUUGUGUACUACAUCAAGAAAAAGAAAUCCCAAUAUCAGCCUCAGCUUCAGAUGAUCCAGGUGGUUGGACCUAACGACAACGACCUGUAAGGAACUGAAAAAAUAUUCUGGAGAAGAAAAAUUCCCACAUUGUGCUGUAGAAUUUAAUUGUUUGCCAAAAUAAAUAAAUAAAAAUAGAACAUUUUUAUUUCUACACCCCAA
Messenger RNA from Xiphophorus couchianus (Monterrey platyfish), 1934 nucleotides. Its product is annotated as receptor-type tyrosine-protein kinase FLT3-like. NCBI's taxonomy places the organism in Eukaryota, Metazoa, Chordata, Actinopteri, Cyprinodontiformes, Poeciliidae. The record is from RefSeq and is a predicted model, not a curated record. The transcript has 14 exons. Bases 129 to 1727 code for a protein of 532 amino acids.